This is a messenger RNA of Candidula unifasciata, 645 nucleotides long. The record is from the annotation of a GenBank genome assembly. NCBI's taxonomy places the organism in Eukaryota, Metazoa, Mollusca, Gastropoda, Stylommatophora, Geomitridae.
AUGAGACGUGUGUCGGAAUGCUCAGUGUGGUUGAGAAACCAGGAGAUGGCGGGCCAAAAUAAAAAGUUAGCAGACACGCAGCUGCCUGCCAGUGAGUCACAGACGAUGAAACCAAAGACUCGUGUUAUUGUCCUGGGCCGAGGAAAUAGUUUCAAUCUGGGUGGGUCUGAAGUGAUACUCCUGAAUCAAAAGAGAGGCAGGGCUAACACAAGAUUUGCUGGUGUUCAUGAAGGUUCUGCUGACUGUCUCUGCGUGGGUUCCAAUGAUAAAUCUGAAAGUGAAGAUGUCCCCAGUCUUGUUAAGGAAGACACUGUAGAGUCUAGUCUCAUGGUUCCAGUUUGUGAUGGUAGAGCUACAGAGAGUGCAGAAGCUGAUGUUGUUGUUGAUGAAGUGGACACAGCUUGGAGGAAAGCAGAAAUGAUCAUGGCAGCAAAGAAUGAGACAGUACUGAAGGUUCUUGAGCAGUUUGGGAUAGGGAGGACUUGGGGAUUGACAGAAGCUGGAGCAGACAAACUGGCAGAGGAAGAAUGUAUCUGGCACACAGUGGAGGUCAGUGCAAACAGAACUGUAUCAAAGAGAACAGUAACAGAAAGAGGGAUGGGCCAUGUUCGGCAUUCAAAUAUCAACCAAAAUAAUCUUAAAUGA